This is a messenger RNA of Musca vetustissima, 540 nucleotides long. Its product is annotated as low molecular weight phosphotyrosine protein phosphatase 1-like. The record is from RefSeq and is a predicted model, not a curated record. Bases 37 to 513 code for a protein of 158 amino acids. Gene Ontology annotation, cellular component: cytoplasm. Gene Ontology annotation, molecular function: non-membrane spanning protein tyrosine phosphatase activity; acid phosphatase activity. NCBI's taxonomy places the organism in Eukaryota, Metazoa, Arthropoda, Insecta, Diptera, Muscidae. The transcript has 3 exons. Gene Ontology annotation, biological process: protein dephosphorylation.
ACGUAUAUAGAUAGUCCAGAAUAUUCUCUAAUAAAAAUGGUUAAGAAAAUUCUAAUGAUUUGUUUGGGCAACAUUUGCCGGUCACCAAUUGCCGAAGCUGUUAUGGUCGACACCAUUAAAAAGGCUGGAGUCUCGGAUGAAUGGGAGGUGGAUAGUGCUGCCAUUGGUGGUUGGCAUGUUGGUAAUCCACCAGAUCAUCGUGCCCUGAGUACAAUGAAGAAACACGGUUUACCCUAUACGAAUAGGGCACGACAAAUUAAGGCAAAGGAUUUCGAAGAAUUUGAUUAUAUCUUUGGCAUGGAUGAGGAAAAUAUGGAUGAUUUGGCUAGUCGGGCACCCAAGGGUUCUAAGGCUAAAUUGUUGAUGUUGGGUGAUUUUGGUUUACCCAAAGCGGAACGUAUUAUUGAAGAUCCAUAUUAUCAACGUGGUGAUGCCGGUUUUGAAAAGGCCUAUCAACAGUGUGUGGUCGCCUGUGAUGCUUUCCUUAAAAAGGCUUUGGCCAAUGAAAUAUGAGAUAAUUGUUUCGAGUCAUAAAAUGAU